CACGCACAAACGUUAUCGCCUCAGCGGGGUCCGAAUACCACCAGGAUUUUAUCUGAAGCUAUCUUCAAGCCCAGACAACGAGAGACAAACGACAUUCACUUCAUGUUUACCCACAGCACCGGGACUCAGUCUUUCUCAGGAUGGAUCAAUCACUAGAUGAGCUUUGAACUCCAACUGGGGACACAACUACGAGGAAGUACUGGAGCGGAGGAGAAGGGAUCGAUGGCACAACGCCGUCUCUUCAAGUCGUCUCACGCGUAGGGAAAGUUAGGACGUCCUGAGAGAUGAUGAAUCACUACACCAUCCUGAAGCAGCUGGGCGACGGCACCUACGGCAGUGUGCUGAUGGGGAGAAACAUCAAGUCUGGAGAGCUCGUAGCUAUUAAAAGGAUGAAGAGGAAGUUUUACUCAUGGGAAGAAUGUAUGAACUUAAGAGAAGUAAAGUCACUGAAGAUGCUGAACCACGUGAAUGUGGUGAAAUUGAAAGAGGUCAUCCGGGAGAACAAUCACCUCUACUUCGUCUUUGAGUACAUGAAGGAGAACCUUUACCAGCUGAUGAAGGACCGAGAGAACAGGAUGUUUUCAGAGAAUGAAAUUAGGAACAUCAUGUUUCAAGUGCUUUCUGGGUUGGUGUUUGUACAUAAGCAUGGAUUUUUUCACCGGGACAUGAAGCCAGAGAAUCUGUUGUGUAUGGGGCCUGAACUGGUCAAAAUAGCUGAUUUUGGACUGGCCAGAGAGAUCCGCUCCAAAGGUCCCUACACCGACUAUGUAUCGACCAGAUGGUACCGAGCUCCAGAAGUCUUGCUGCGGUCAUCUAAAUACAGCUCUCCAAUUGAUUUAUGGGCUGUCGGCUGCAUCAUGGCUGAACUGUACACACUCAGACCUCUCUUUCCCGGGAACAGUGAAGUGGACGAGAUCUUUAAGAUCUGUCAAGUUCUGGGCACGGUCAAAAAGACGGAUUGGCCAGAGGGUUAUCAGCUGGCAUCUGCUAUGAACUUUCGCUUCCCGCAGUGCGUCCCCACCCACCUGAAGACCCUCAUUCCAAAUGCCAGCAACGAGGCCAUCGCCCUGAUGAGGGAUAUGCUGCAGUGGGACCCCAAAAAGAGACCCACCGCUGUGCAGGCACUGCGUUCUCCUUAUUUUCAGGUUGGCCAGAUUUUGGGGCCUCGUCCUCAAAGCCAGGAGGUGAAGAAGGUCCAGACCAGGCCUCACCCCCAGAAACAAGCCUCUGAGUCCAAGGUCGAUCUCCAGCAGUCUUCCUCUGAAUCCAAAACCUCCACAUCCUCCAACAGAAACCAUCAACAGCCUCUUCAGCAGAUCCCUUUACCCCAGGUUGAGAGUAAACACGGGGGAGAUGUAAAGGCAGCACCAGCGGGCAGCGACAGUAAUGUUGGUGAGGGAGUUCUGAAGGGUGGGCGGCGUCGCUGGGGCCAGACAGUAGUCAAGGCGUCAGACAGCUGGGAGGAAUCGGACCCCUCAGAAACAGCCGCUUCAAACUCCAAGAAGCCCAGCCUGGGAAGUGCAGAGGAGGAGAGGAGCGCAAAGGAACACUGUCCACAGCCAAAUGAGCAGAAACCUCUGUACUCCUUCAGCACAGUCACCAAGCUACCCAACAAUGUUAAGAUUGGCCAAAUUGACUCCAAUCUUCCAGGAUCUGCUGCUCGGCAGCACUAUCUCAGUCAGUCAAGAUACUUGCCAGGUUUGAUUGGCAAGAAUCAGACUUCCACUGGAGACAAAGAGCUGAGUGGUAUGACGCUGAGGGACUUGUGGGAGAACUCUUCAAACACAGUGGAUAAACCUCUCGGCCCUAUCGGAGGGGGAUUAGCUGUCGGCAGGGCCAACGCAGAAGAUAAUUCUUCUAAGUCUGUAGACAGCCCAUCGGAGAAAAGUGUUGUUAAAGAAAGAAUACUGGAGAAACUCGACCUCUCCAAAGGAAACUUUGUGAGUACAAAGUACAACCUCUCUGGUGGUUACAUCCCUUCUGUCCAGAAGAAAGAGGUUGGCUCAGUGGGACAGAGGAUCCAGCUCGCCCCUUUAGCUGGACAGAACACAACCAGACUUCCUUCUUCUUCUUCUCCUGAUAUUAAAAAAGACAAGCCAAAAUCUUCAAAGCUCAAGCCCAUUUCCAAGUCAUCAAUAGGUGAAACUAGUGAAGAUUACGAGGGCUGGAGGAGGAGGACGGACAGGACUCAGAUGAAGGGCGGCAGCUAUUCAGCUCUGGGGAAGACCUCCGGGAACCUCCUGAGCAGAGCGCCUGCUGUCCAGCCCGUCCACGGCCGGGUGGACUGGACAGCCAAGUAUGGUGGAAAUCGGUAGUUCAUUCCAAGUCGGCGGUCCUUCAUCUACUGUCUGUCGUCCGUCUGAGCGGUGAAGAAAACCCAUCUAAUGAGCCACAGGAAAUUUAAAUUGUUCCACGAAGUCUGUUUCUCCAAUAUGUUCAUUGAAUGACUUUACAUGAAGACCACACAUGCCACGUUCUUAGAGAAGACAUUUUUGAUGUUCAUACUUGUGUUUUAAAAGACGAUGGUUGCCAUGACGCUGAACCAAGCCUGGUACUCUCUGUGUGACAAUCCCACUGUAUUCCUGAGGGAUCCAGUGUGAGCCAAUUCCACUGUUUGUGCUUUCUGCAUUUCUCACCAAGCUGAAAAAAUAGUAUGUGGUUUUGUUUUACUAAUUAAUUUUUUAAAUAUACUUUAGUUUUUAUUGAUUGCUAUUGCUUCUUUGAAGAGAGCAUUGCUGAAACAAUUGACAUUGUUUAAUUCCUCUCACCUCCACAUCCUCAGUAUAUGAUUGGUUAAAACUGUAAACAUAUUUGUAUUAUGCAAUAAAUGACCUGUACA
Molecule: messenger RNA, 2839 nt
Organism: Salarias fasciatus (jewelled blenny)
Lineage: Eukaryota; Metazoa; Chordata; Actinopteri; Blenniiformes; Blenniidae
Gene: mak
Product: male germ cell-associated kinase
Exons: 16
Coding region: 285-2315 (676 amino acids)
Biological process (GO): protein phosphorylation
Molecular function (GO): protein kinase activity; ATP binding
Source: RefSeq, a predicted model, not a curated record